Molecule: messenger RNA, 1281 nt
Organism: Cuscuta epithymum
Lineage: Eukaryota; Viridiplantae; Streptophyta; Magnoliopsida; Solanales; Convolvulaceae
Source: the annotation of a GenBank genome assembly
UUUAAAACAAAUUUUCUCACGCAAAACAUGAAUCAUGUUUCUAGCCGUUACCCCCGUCCCAGAUAGCUGUAAUCUUUCAUUUAUCUGUUCUGAAUAAAAACUUUGGAAUACCCAAAAUCUGAUGUUUUCUAAGUAGCCUCGAAGAAAUGAAAACAGUGAAGGUGAAGCUUCUCAAAAAGCUCAAAACAAUCGGACAUCGUAAGCGGGAAAGAAUCAUGCGAUUGAGGGCUUCCGAUGGGUAUAUUCCGGCAUCCCCUCCGCCGCCGGCGACCGAUCCCCUCGCUCCGCCGAUCCCCAUUUUCUUUCAAGGAGAAGAAGAAGAACCCAGAAGUACUCUCCAGAGCCUUGUCAAAGAUCAAGAACCAGAGAUCAUUGAAGUUUCUGAGCUGAUGAAGGAUCUUGAAGAUGAAGAAAUGGAGUUUCUUGAUGACGUGGAAGACAAAGAGAACAUCAGACCUUCACCGGAGGCAAAAAGAUUGGAAAAUCUUAGUCUAAUGAAGGCAAAGAUUGAAUCUUUGACAAAGUGGGAUUCAGGAUUUUUCCCCUUUUCCGAGAUUGAUUCAAUCGAAGAAGAAGAAGGUAAAGAUGAACCUCCUGCAAAAGUGAGAAAAAUGGAAGGAAAGGCUAUCUCCCUUUUAGAUUUUGAGGAGAAAUGUCCACCUGGGGGAAGUGAUUCAGUAAUUGUAUACACAACAGGGCUGAGAGGGGUUCCAAAGACGUAUGAGGAUUGUCAAAACAUGAUAUUGCUUCUCGAGAACUUUCGGGUUUUGUUUUUCGAGAGAGACAUCUCGAUACAUUCGGAGUUUAAGGAGGAAUUAUGGAGAAUGUUAGGACAAGAAAACAAGAUGAAGUUGAUUCCACCAAGGCUGUUCAUAAGGGGGAGGUACAUUGGGGGAGCUGAAGAAGUGUUUGCCUUACAUGAACAAGGGAAGCUUAGGCCUCUCCUUGAAGGCAUUCCUCUUGAUGUGGGACAAGAGGUUUGUGGAGGGUGUGUGGGGAUGAGGUUCAUCUUGUGUUUCAGAUGCAGUGGGAGCAGAAAACUUCAUCUUGAUCAGAAUCAUGAUUAUGACAGUGAUAAUGGUAAUGGUGAGUGGAAGAAAUGCCCUGAGUGCAAUGAGAACGGGUUGAUUGUUUGCCCUUUCUGUUGUUGAAUUGAAAAUGGAUGUUAAGAUUUGGGAUAGUUUACAUAAUUACAUUGUUGAUUGUGAUGCCAAGUUGGCAACAUAUCAAAACCAAUGUAUACAAUGUCUUAUAAUUUAUAUAGUUCAUUACUAUGAUAAA